AUGAAAAGAAGAAUUAAUACAGAAGUUGGAGAUUUUAUUAGAAAAGAUCUCAAAAAUGAUUUUAAUUCAAGUUAUUACAAUUUUACCUAAAGUAAACGAUAUCUUCGCUUAAAAUCUGAUGCAAGUGAAUCUACUGUUUAAUUGAAUAGAUCAAAUACAAUUAAUCCAUUCAUAUUUCAAUAAGAACUCAUAUCAAUUGAUUAAACUAAGUUAAAUAAUAUGACAAAAUAGUCCAUUAAAGGUUAAACUCAAUAAAUGAAGAAUUUAUAAUAGUAAGAUCUCAAUCUACAAAAAAAGAGCUAUUACUUAAAUAAGAAUUUAGACAGAUUUGAACAUAAAAUUGUUGUUAAUAAAGGUAUAUAUAAUAUUUCUAAAAGAUUGA
Molecule: messenger RNA, 382 nt
Organism: Paramecium primaurelia
Lineage: Eukaryota; Ciliophora; Oligohymenophorea; Peniculida; Parameciidae
Source: the annotation of a GenBank genome assembly